Messenger RNA from Lacerta agilis (Sand lizard), 1614 nucleotides. RefSeq names its product ubiquitin conjugating enzyme E2 M (gene UBE2M). The transcript has 6 exons. The coding region runs from base 134 to 685 and encodes 183 amino acids. The record is from RefSeq and is a predicted model, not a curated record. Lineage: Eukaryota; Metazoa; Chordata; Lepidosauria; Squamata; Lacertidae.
CCUCCCUCUCCCUCACCCCCCACAAGACGGGCCAGGCCGGGCCUCGGUAGCCGGGUGGGAGAGGCCCCGGCCGGAAGGGCGAGAGACCAGCCAGCCAUCCCUACGCCGCCGCCGCCGCCGCCAGCCAGUCAGGAUGAUCAAGCUUUUCUCGUUAAAGCAGCAGAAGAAGGAGGAGGAAUCGGCCGGCGGCACCAAGGGCUCUAGCAAGAAAGCCUCCGCCGCGCAACUCCGCAUCCAGAAAGAUAUUAAUGAAUUGAAUUUGCCGAAAACAUGCGAAAUAGACUUUUCAGACCAGGAUGACCUCCUCAACUUCAAACUAGUUAUCUGCCCUGAUGAGGGCUUCUAUAAAGGUGGGAAAUUCGUUUUCAGUUUUAAAGUGGGACAAGGAUACCCACAUGACCCACCCAAGGUGAAGUGUGAGACCAUGGUGUAUCAUCCCAACAUAGACCUAGAAGGCAAUGUCUGCCUAAAUAUCCUCAGAGAGGACUGGAAGCCUGUACUAACAAUAAACUCUAUAAUUUAUGGCCUGCAGUAUCUCUUCUUGGAGCCAAACCCUGAAGACCCCCUGAACAAAGAGGCUGCUGAAGUCCUCCAGAACAACAGACGCCUGUUUGAGCAGAACGUCCAGCGCUCCAUGCGGGGCGGCUACAUUGGCUCCACCUACUUUGAACGCUGCCUCAAAUAGAACUGACCGGCUCCGGGCACAAACCUGCCCUCCCCAUGCCCCUUCAUCUCCCUUCCAGCUCUCCUAAGGGACUCUGCCAACACCGCUGCCUUCAGCCACCAAGGGGGGCACAGGAGUCAGGAAUUGGCAGGAGGCCCCCUCCAUCCUCCUUUCCCCGCUUCCUCGCCCACCUGCUCGCCUUCCUCCCCCCCCUACUGCCAUCCUGGGGCCCCAGCAGCUGCCGCCUCACUAAACCCUCGUACCUUUCUCGCCACUCUCCCUGUGUGCUGCUGCGGGGCGAGGGGUGAGGUUACUGCUGCUUCUCUGCCAUGCCCCACCGCAUUGGGGUAGCCACCUGUCCCAUGGGGCUGGGUGUGUGGGACCCCAUGAUGGUGCCCGUCUGCCUUUCUGGGGGCUGUGGUUUUGCUGCUAAGAACAGAAGGCUCCCUGUGUGCUCUGGUACCCCCUGCCUGCAGUGUGGUAUAACUGCACUGCAUGAUCCGCAGGCCAUUUGCCUCUCCUUUCCUCCUCCUUUGCUGGGCACCACAGCUUCCGAGCGUAACUAUUUAUUACACAAGGGAGGCUCUCGAGGGCUGGGUGAGUCUGGGAGGCUGAGAGGGGGUGUUCAGCCAUCUCCAUCCUGCCCCAGGCGCCGUGGCUCUGGGGAGGCUGGGUCAGGCCUGGAAUAUUCCUUUUAGAAUCAACUCACUUGUGUGUCUGGUUUUUAAGGAAAAAUAAAAAAACCACAACCAAAACAACCAGUGCUAAUAAUAGUAGUAGUAGUAAAAAUGUAAUGGGGGGCAUCGCUGUCUCCCAACUGUGUCCACCAGGGCCUGCCCAGCAACGAACACUCUCUGCCUCUCCAGUGACUCCUGCGAGCCCCUGGCCAAAAUAAAGCCACUGUACUUCUAGUGUGUCGGGUUAUUAAAGGGGAAUGUUAGCGCACUCAA